Molecule: messenger RNA, 1299 nt
Organism: Candidozyma auris
Lineage: Eukaryota; Fungi; Ascomycota; Pichiomycetes; Serinales; Metschnikowiaceae
Gene: MNN11
Product: alpha-1,6-mannosyltransferase
Exons: 1
Coding region: 1-1299 (432 amino acids)
Biological process (GO): protein N-linked glycosylation
Cellular component (GO): mannan polymerase complex; Golgi membrane
Molecular function (GO): alpha-1,6-mannosyltransferase activity
Source: RefSeq, a predicted model, not a curated record
AUGCUAACCCUUCGAUUGAGGCCGAAGCUGAAAGUGGCUUCCGACUCGGGUGCAUUUUUGCCUGAACCAGCCACUUUCAAAGGUAUGAGGCCCAGGUCAAACAAAAUUGUCCUUUUGCUAAUCGUUUUCACGCUCCUCUGGUUCUUUAACCCACUUCGGUGGAUGGCCGUUCCCUGGACAAGAAACGGGACCACGUACACUGCACCAAAACCAUACAUGUCUGAGUUUACAAUUGAAACGCCGUCGAAAUACAUUUUUCCACCAGUGGAUCACGUUCCUCAACUCAAGGAGCUAGGUGCUGCAGGGUUGGUGAGACAAGUCCGAAUCAAGGAUCCAGAUAUGCCCGAGGUGGAGAAAACGUUGUUUCAGUCCCUAAAUGUGUAUGAUGAUAAGGACCCCGUGACUCUGAAACAGAGGGAUGAGGCAGAGGCUGCGUUGUCGGGAGAGGCUGCGGUGAAGGUAGCAUUCAAGAACCAAGACAAGAUGGUGUAUAAACCCAAGACGAUGAAAAAUUAUCCAAAGGUGGUCAUUGUCACUGCAGUUGAUUUUGAUCAAUAUUCGAUUGAGGCCAUUACGAAAAUCGUGCAAAACAGAGUCGACUAUGGUCACAAGCAGAAUUACGGAGUCUAUGUAAGGUGGUAUCAAGAGUUCGUGCCACUAAUGAACAGUUUGGCUUUCUUGACCGACAAAGAGCGCUCCAAGUGGGUUCGUCUCUACUGCCUACGAGCUGCUAUGUUUGCUUUUCCUCAUGCUGAGUGGUUCUGGUACUUCGAUCAGCACGGCUUUGUCAUGAACCAGAAUGUCGACCUCAUAAAUUACCUUCUCGACACCGAUGCCUUGAAGAAGAGCAUGUUGAUCGAGCAACCAGUCAUCCCUCCUGACGGUCUCAUAAGGACUUACAAAAACAUCCUGCCGUCAAGAGUGAGACUAAUCUUCACCCAGUCAGAUCAAAAAAUCGAAUCCAACUCUUUCAUUGUCAAGAACGACUUCUUGGGCCGCGGCCUACUAGACACUUGGGGCGAUCGAUUAUUUGUGAAGUAUAACAAUUUUCCCUACGGUCCUGAGUCUGCCAUCACCCAUAUCCUUCAGUGGCAUCCUUUUGCGCUCAGCAGAUCUGCAAUCGUGCCUGCUCGGACGAUAAACUCUUUGCAUAGUGAGGUCACGCCGAAAGAAGAGUCGAAAGACCAGCUCCAUUACCAUAAGGGAGAUUUGGUUGUUCAGUGGUCUUCUUGUGAAACACCGCUCAAGUGCGAAGAAAUCCUCAACGGCUACCAUACAAUCAUGAAACUGGAGAACUAG